AUGAGUUCGGAGAUGGUGUUUCACGAACUAUCCACAGAUGAGUCAAAUCUCAAUUCCGCGACUCCCAAAUCGCGUUCCGAAACGCCGAUCGUUAAAUCCGCCGGAGGUCGUAUAGCCAAGGACCGUCAUAUUAAGGUAGACGGAAGAGGCCGUCGUGUUCGGAUGCCGGCUCUAACCGCCGCUCGGAUUUUUCAGCUGACUCAUGAGCUCGGUCACCGAUCUGAUGGAGAAACCAUCGAGUGGCUAUUAAGACAAGCCGAACCGUCGAUUAUUGCGGCUACUGGAACCGGAACAGUUCCGUCGGAGCCAAUCUCUACGUCGGUGGGACUUGCGGCGGUUGAGUCUUCGUCAAACGAAGGGCAAGUGAUGUUCGCUACACUCGCGCCGCAAACGCAGAUGCAACCGCAACAAACGUUGUUUAAUCAACCGCCGAGUUGCUGGUUAGAUCUAAGUCAGCCAAUCGGAGUUCACUAUUCCGUGAAUGGUGGCAAUCAUAUGCCGUUCACGGCGAUGCUUUUACAGCCGAUGACGACGACGGCGGAAGCGGCGGAUUCUGAUGUUUUUUAA
This is a messenger RNA of Arabis nemorensis, 567 nucleotides long. The record is from the annotation of a GenBank genome assembly. Lineage: Eukaryota; Viridiplantae; Streptophyta; Magnoliopsida; Brassicales; Brassicaceae.